AUGCUUCCUAACCUCUUAGUAUUCCUUUUCUUAUUACCCUUCUUACUCUCUUGUGUCCAUUCACACGAAGAGUCGGGUCCUUGGAGAUGCGAUUCCGGGUCAGAGAUCCGAAUUGACUCCGACUUUCAACCCGGCGUUAUUACACUCGAUGGUCACGCCGACGAUUGGAAGGACAUUGAGGGGUCCAAGUUCGCUCUUCUCCCCGCCCUUGACCCUGACGCUGAAAACGAAUUCAAUGGCGGAAAAAUGGCCGUUAAGAGUGUGCAUGAUGGCCGGGAUAUUUUCUUUUUGCUGCAAGUUGAUAGUGAUUACGCAUACGCUAGUGGUGAAAGCAAGAAAUGUCCCUCUGUUGCACUUAUGUUUCCAAUUGGGAAUAAUGCUUCCUAUCAUAAUAUGGGUGGCUGUGAGGAACAUUCAACAUCGUGCACAAGUAAGACCUGCAAAGGUCAUGAAGUUGACAUAAUGCACUUUUCACUUGGAAAUGCUAUUCCAGGACGGCUUUAUGGUGGGAAUCCCAUUAACAAUAGGGAUGGAAAUGGCGGCGACAGGUUUGGCCAUUUGGUUGAUCUUUAUGCCUGGAAUCCGCAUUGCAGAUACUUGGAUGGAAUGGGCCCUGCAAAUUCUGAUAAUGAUUCUAGUGCACAGAAUGAUUGGAAAGGUGCUUGGUGGCAUAGCAGCUUUACAGUUCACUCAGGUUUUGUACAUGAUGAGAGUCCUUAUGCAGAGAAUGGAAAAAAGGGUACAUUUUUUUUUGAAUUCUCCAGGCCUUUGAGGACUAUGGAUCAUCUGCAACAGGACGUGCAAUUCACCCUUGGUGAAUCAAGCAAGAUGUCUGUUGCAUUCUGGUAUCCAGUAGACAAUCAACCAUGGCACGGUUCGGGACACUAUUCGAUUAACUGCGAUUGGGUUGCAAUCGAUAUAUCUCAGAGCAGUUCCAGUUCUUUGAGUGGCAAGUCAGUAGACGUAUCAGCAAGUAGCUCAUGGAAUAUUGCAAGUGCAUUUUCACUUAUACUUUCAUUAGUAGCACUUUGUGUGUCUGUGUUUGUGAGUUAUAGAGUUUUACAUCCCAAGGGUGUUCAAUUUACUCCAAUGGAGGAACUUUAA
This is a messenger RNA of Lathyrus sativus (Indian pea), 1104 nucleotides long. The record is from the annotation of a GenBank genome assembly. Lineage: Eukaryota; Viridiplantae; Streptophyta; Magnoliopsida; Fabales; Fabaceae.